This is a messenger RNA of Vitis riparia (riverbank grape), 983 nucleotides long. RefSeq lists its product as uncharacterized. The record is from RefSeq and is a predicted model, not a curated record. The coding region runs from base 1 to 477 and encodes 158 amino acids. The transcript has 2 exons. Lineage: Eukaryota; Viridiplantae; Streptophyta; Magnoliopsida; Vitales; Vitaceae.
AUGAGUAACCAGAAAAACAAGAAGACAGAGGGAGACGAGGUGGAGGAGCUGCUCCGAGCAGCGGAGGACGAGCUCCUCCUCAACCUCAGCCUCAACUCCCACAUGUCCCGCGUCUCCACCUCCUACAUCGACCCCGAUCUGGACCGCCGUUUCGAGGCCCUCAAAUCUUCCUCUUCUCCUUCCUCCAAAACCAACCCACCACCGCAAAACCCAAAACUCAAAGACCCAGUUGCGAAAAAUGUCCAGACUCCUCAAGAGCCCCAUCUGGAUGCCGAUCAUGAUGACCUCUUGGCUAGAUUCGCUGCUCUGAAGGGCUCAAUUUCUGAGGCUACUGCCACUGCUGCUGAUGGGGAUGAUGACGAUGACGAGGAGGAUGAAGUUGACAAGGUGAUCCGAUGGGCCAUGGAUGCUGCUCGUCUUGAGAAUUCGCCUCCUACCCACCAAGUGGCCCCCGAAAAUGGGAAAUCAAUAAAUUAAACCGUCUGAAGGUCUUUCCAAGAACCUUAUCAAAGCUUUAAGGUGAUCUUAAUUAAGCACUGGAACUGAGUCGAGAUUCUAUGAAGUGUUGGGCCUGCUAGGACAGGAUCUUCAUUUGGUAAGAUGAGAAUUGCAGUGUCUUGAGAGUUCUUACAUUUCUGAACAUGUUGUUCUUCAUACCCAGAAUGAGUUUAGUUGAGACAUGGGAUGAUGGAUAUAGAUUGAUAUUGAUGUUGUGUGUAAAUUGCCCACAUCAUCCAAGUCUCUGAAAUGGAAAACUGUCUCAUGGGUCUCCAUUUAAAUGCUUUGCAUAUGGUUCUAAGUUCUAACAUCUAUUUAGAAGAAAAUUCAUUUGCCCGCAGGAACGAAGGCAGCUUAAGCAGUUGAGGUGUUCUUUCAUGAUUUCAUGGAGUAGAGAUAUAUGGAUAUUUUACUCAUUACCAAGAGUGGGAACUCUAUGAUAUCUUACUUGUGCACAUCAUAAUUUACUUGGGUUAUGUUUUUAA